Molecule: messenger RNA, 1772 nt
Organism: Aspergillus glaucus CBS 516.65
Lineage: Eukaryota; Fungi; Ascomycota; Eurotiomycetes; Eurotiales; Aspergillaceae
Product: Protein kinase domain-containing protein
Exons: 3
Coding region: 151-1644 (497 amino acids)
Biological process (GO): autophagosome organization; autophagy; peptidyl-serine phosphorylation
Cellular component (GO): autophagosome; cytoplasm
Molecular function (GO): ATP binding; protein serine/threonine kinase activity
Source: RefSeq, a predicted model, not a curated record
UGCGGUAGUUCGUGUUUCGGUGGAUUAGGACGGAUGGACAUGGUGCUGUCGGCGGUAUAAAUCAGGCACUUACCAUGUCUACGUCCAUCGGAACAACGUUUUCACAGCAUCCUCUAGUUACUACUCCUAAGACAUACUUGCCUACGCAGCAUGGCGCAUCCCUUGGACAAUUGGAGACAACGACGACCAGCCUGGGCCAACCGCCUAGAAAUAAACAUCCACGACCUCGUGCAACCGGGAACCAACAGAGCAACACAAUACCCCCAUCUCCACGAAGCACUCGCAGGCCGACUUGAUGAGGCCUGGAUCGCGAGACAUGGUGAACAGGUCUCGCUAUGCGACGAACAUUACACACUUGAUAACGGUGAUGUGGCUAGGGCUGACGUAGAUGAGUUCCAAGUAUAUAGGAAUCACAGGAAUGAGCUCCCAUAUGAGAACGCGGAAUACCGGCUUCGGAAUAUGUGUCGCGUGCUGAAGGGGCGUAUGACUCCUUAUGCGAAUAUCGGUGGUGGCACCUACGGCACUGUCUUCCUUGCUCGAGAGCCUGAUGAUCCUGAUCCUGAUCCUGAUCCAAAGAGCCCUACUAAAUACCAACACUACGCAAUUAAAGUCGAAACACAUUGGGACAUGGCAAAUCGAGUGGCCAUGGAGUGUAAACCUACCAUGACCAUCCUCGACGAGGACACGCGCCAAAGAUUCCACUACAUCCCCCACGAGGCGCUUCUUUUGAUGCUCGCAUAUAAUAAUGACAGGUUCCCAAAGCUUGACUCGGUCUAUGUCGAUGACAAUGUACAUUCAAUCGUCAUGGAGGCGUGUAUAGAUCCUGACCUUCUCAGGAUGGACCCUAAGGAAGUACGAACAAACGACCCAGAGCUAAGGCGCAUCAUUGCUUUCACGGGAAUGUACCUUACACACAAAAAGAAGCCGAUUCUUAGCGAGGAAGGGGUGUGCAAGGUUGCGUCGCAGAUUCUGGAGGGCUUUGCUUAUCUUCGGCAUAUGAAUGUUUCCUACGGUGACUUGUCCAAGGCUAACUUUAUUAUUGAUGAGAAUCUCAAUACCAAACUAAUCGACCUAGGAAUGACAACCUUCGGCUUCACCGACCCCGACUUCCAAGCAGGCUCCUGGGCCCACGUAAUCGGCCAAGAAAACAUCCUCACCCCAGAAAUCGCCCUCGAACUCUCAAAACCAGACUUAGAACUUCAAGACCGACACCAAAUCCAAGUAGACAUCCAGAUCCCCCACGACACCCGCAUCGCACACCUAUGGCGAAUCGGCGCCCUCACCUACGAAAUGCUACACGGCUACGCACCCUGGGAGUCGCCCGACUGGGAACCCAAGUUGGGCAAGGUGGACGAGUCUAGGCCCACUGAUGCGCACUGGGAAAGGGUUUAUGAGCGGCGGGAGAGGAUUAUUAAUGAGGAGUUGCCAGUUCGGGAGGACUUGUCGCAGGAUUGUGUGGAUAUGUUGAGGAUGAUGUUGCAUAAGCAGCCGAUGGAGAGGGCAACGUUGGAGGAGUUGUGUUCGGUGCCUUGGUUUGGGCAGUGGGCUUGUCAGGAUGAUAUGGUGUGGGUACGGCCAGAGUCUGAGCCGUAUAACCAAAAGAGAAGGAAUGAGGGUCUUAGUGAUUGGGAGAGGACGUUUUGAUAAAGACAAGUUUUGAUAUUCGUUAUAGAAUCAGUGUUGACAGAAUGUUGUCGUUAAUCGAUGUCUCUAUAACUGCUGUAUAUAAAAGAAGCGAUUGUUGCCAUAUGGCGUUGCAACUGUAGAAUUAA